AUGGAUAGUGGAUAUAUUGCUCACACUGUCAUUCCCGAAAAAGGAAUUACAACAGUCCGUUUUGGGAGUGAUGAAAAGAAAGUUCUAAUUGUUUCUCGUUGCAAUGCUAUAUAUAAUUACACUGUUGGCGAUAAAAAAAGACCUCAUGCCUUUAAAGCUCCAGAUUUUGAUCCUACCGUAGCUAUUUUCAAUGGAGAUGGCAGUACUAUUUAUGGUGGAUCUCUUUCCGGCAAGAUAGCACUAUGGCCAAAUCAUGGACUUACUGUAACUUAUAUAACAGUUGGACAUUCAGGAGCAAUCAAUGAUAUGGCUUAUUCAAAGAAAAGUAAAUGCGUUUUGACCGGUUCAAACGACAAAAACGUUAAAUUAUGGAAUGAUGAGUUGGGAUUUAUCACAUCAUUCAAAGAGCAUCCAUGCCAAGUUACAGCUGUUGCUGCAGAUCCUACAUCAACAAUUGUUGCCUCAGGAGAUUCUCAAGGUAACUUAAUUGUCUGGGAUUCCGCAAAAGUGAUAAAACUAAAAGGACAAAAGGAUCUUUCAUCUGCAGUUCUAUGGAAGAAACUACUUAGAGUUAAAAAACGGUGUGAAAUCUCAUCCAUUUCGUUCGACUUCACAGGAGGUUUCGUAUCUGCAACAACUACUGAUGCGCAUAUUACAGUCUGGGAUGCCAAAACAGGAGAGUUAAUUCAAGCAUACAAUGAAGACUCUAAUUGCUGCACCUUUAGCCCAACAGCGCCAUUUUUAUUGGCUUCAUCAAGAACAAACCAACAAAAAAUAUUCUCUCUUGAAUCAUCAUCACUACUUUACUCAUUUGAAGCUCAUAAAUCACCAGGAAUUGCCUCUGCAUGGUCACCAUCAGGAAAGAUUUUCGUGACAGCAGACAUUGAUGGCGUAAUUAUCAGUUGGAACAUGCCAAAAGAUAAAUUCAAGCCUAUUUGGGUUGAUAAAACAGGUAAUAUUCAAAAAUUACCAAAAACAGAAGUUCAACAGAAACAAGUACCUCCAAAAGCAGAAGAAGAACAACAAAAGCAAUUGCCUCCAAAGGCAGAAGAAAUUAAAUCAGAUAAAGAAGAUGAAAAAAUUCCAGCCAAAAAGGAACAGAAAUCUUCCACAGGUAUAAAAAUAAGGACAGAUGAGCCAGUAGAUGUUAAGCUUGAUGCAAUUUUUAAGCAACUCCAAGAUCUGACUAAUCUUGCAAAUCAGAUGGUUGUUAAAAUCCACGAACAGGACGAAAAAAUCGAAAGCCUUUCCAAGGCAGUAUUUAACAAAUAA
Molecule: messenger RNA, 1272 nt
Organism: Trichomonas vaginalis G3
Lineage: Eukaryota; Parabasalia; Trichomonadida; Trichomonadidae
Product: WD40 repeat-like family
Exons: 1
Coding region: 1-1272 (423 amino acids)
Molecular function (GO): protein binding
Source: RefSeq, a predicted model, not a curated record